[Torrubiella] hemipterigena is the source of this 5999-nucleotide messenger RNA. NCBI's taxonomy places the organism in Eukaryota, Fungi, Ascomycota, Sordariomycetes, Hypocreales, Clavicipitaceae. The record is from the annotation of a GenBank genome assembly.
GAACAAUAAGGCUUUCAGAUGAUAGCUCAGAGCUUGAUCGAUAUUUCAGGCUCGAUCUACCUCAACGAGUAGAUGAUCCUGUUCAAUGGUGGAUAUCACAUCAAGCAUCAUUUCCAACUCUUAGCAAGCUUGCUUUGGAUAUAUUUGCAAUUCCAGCCAUGGCUGCAGAUUGUGAAAGAGCAUUCAGCUUGGCUAAGCUGACAUUAACAUCACAAAGACUUUCGAUGUCGUCAUCAACCUUGGAAAAGGUUCAGUGCUUGAAGAAUUGGAUGCGGAGAGGUGCAGUAUCUAUUGGAGACUUCAAUUUUGUAGAGUCAAUACCAGACACUAUGUAAUUUAGUCAAUCAAAUCUAUCAAACAUGUCAAAUACUAUCAAAUACUAUCAAACAGUCAAAUAUGUCAUGAUCGUGGAGUCAAACACUCAAAUCUGAACCCCUGAUUUGAUUUGUUUGGUCGAGCGGCUGCGCUGUCUCGUUGUUAGCUUUUCUAUUCACAUGACCCCUUUCUUAUUAAUCUAGAUGCUAGGCUGUCUUUAAAUGGUCCCGUGGGAAGUUUUGUAAUGUAAAAUCGUGGGAAAUCGCUCCAACAAAGUAUUAUUCUAGUGAACCAAUUGAACUUUAGCUCUCGUCCAGUAGCUCAGGUCAACCAACUACCUCUUGUUGCGACUUGUACCAUUGCUGGUUAUUGCGGCAGUCCGGACUGCUGGCGCACAUUGGUUUCAGCCGCUAGGCAUCUAUAUGCACGUGCAUAGAACACCGCCUCACAGCUGACUGGUGACAAGGUAGCCCCCUCUUUGAGUUCUCUACAAUCUCUGUUCUUUAAGAGAAAUAUCUGCUUUUCUACGCCAGGUAUAAGUCGACGGUUUCAUUGCAAUUCUUUCUCGUAGCCUUGUACAAAUGGAGAUCGACAGCUACUCGUCCGUGUGUCAAGACAUUUACAGGACCAUAUGUUAUGAAUUAAAAAGUGAACACGAUAUUGCACGCCGAUUUGCCCCACGUGGAACGCUUCGAAUCAUAUUUCAGAGAAAUAACUAUGCGCUACUGAGACAUAUCCUCAAAGUUCUCUCCAAGGAUGCUGAUGCUGAUGCUGAUGCGAUCGAUCGUCUUGUCCUUUCAGGUGACGAUGUCGAAACCUUUAUACAACGCGUGGAGAAACGGAAACUUUUCGACUUGAUUGGGGUUCUUGUCUUUGCGAGUUGCAGUAUAGAUGCUGCAAGGGCAGUGUUUCGGCUCCUGAUAGCCCCUGUGUCUGUUACUGAUCGAGUGUUACGCCUCAAUCAGCUUCCUUUAUCCCAUGAAGACUCCGAGCAGCUCUUCCAGCAUCCACAUGAUUCAUAUCGAUUCUUUAACUAUCAAGCAUGUUUUUGUCCGGUACUUCUUAUACAGGGACAGGAGGUUGUCGUUACAGACGACCUCCACUAUCGCUUGCCAUACACAUCAGAGGAACUUGCAGGGGAGGGGCCCUUUGCUAAAGUGUUUCGUGUCAGAAUAGCCAAGAAUCAGUUUUUAGAUCCCGAGACAAAUUCGGCGAAUAGUGAAGAACUGGAAAUGGCUCGAAAAGAGUACCAUCUUCGACCUGGUUCGGAUGGAGGAAUAUCCAAGUACCAAAUUAUGAAGGCAAUCCUCAACUCCAGCACCAAGCACGAAAAUGUUGUUCAUAUCGUCGGCUGUCUACAAAUUGGACAUAAAUACAGCUUAUUUAUGCCCUUUGCCCUCUAUCAUCUUGACGAGUAUAUGAGAAGCAAACAGCCCAGAGCACCGCAAGAACUUGAUUCAAAACUACAAAUCAUCCGCUGUGCUACAGGUCUCGCAAGGGGGUUAAACUUUCUUCACACUGGCUUCAAAACACGAACUCAGGAGAAGCUAGUGUGCUAUCAAAUCGACUUUCACCCCAGCGAAAUCUUAAUAUUCCAGCAGCACGGCCACUAUAUAUGGAAGUUUAGCGGUUUCGCCAUCUCGCGAAUAGAUAUGAAGGGAGACACAUAUGAUCUCAAACACCUAUUUGUUCGCAAUGGCAGACCCUAUAUAGAUACGGAAUUGGCUGGUAAUGAACAGGGAGGAUCAACAUACGGAGCCCCUGAAUGCAUAUCGUUAGCUACUUCUAUGACGACAAGCUGUGACGUAUGGGCGCUUGGUUGCCUCCUCAGCGACGUUUUUGCCUAUUUGGACGGCGGCUGGAUGGCUUUAGAGGAUUACAGCCAAGCUCGCCAGAAGCAACGCAACUCAAGAGGCUUUGAACAAUUCUUCAUCCCAGGUACCCAAUUCAGCAAACCAAAAGUCAAUCCAGUUGUCUCAAAGUGGCACAGAACGUUAACUCAGCAUGCCAAACAUCGCAGUGCUGUAGAAUACCAAGCAGUGUCCUCUAUAUUGCAAUUUCUAGACAAAAAGGUUUUGCUAAAUCGUCAAGAGUUGAGAUGCACCGCGUCCGCAGUGGCUAAUCAUUUAGAACAUGUUGCAAACAUCCUCGAGAAUAAUAUUCCAAUGUCUGAACAGACAACGAAUAAAAUUGCUCCAUUGUCAACCAGCGAAAUUAAAUCGCCCUUUUUAGAAGGUGCCAACGAACCAUCAACAAAAUGGACGUCUUUGGAUACAGAAUCGCAUAUUAUGAACGAAACAACAUCAUCAACAGUAACUAGAUCACUAGUUGGCCAAAGUAUCACUGGCUUUAGUCAAUCAGAUUUUGUGUCCACUGCUUUGACUACACAUACUACAACAGCCAAUGAUUCAGCGAUGCCUCAAUCAGCCAAGUUAUUAGGUAUUGAAAGCUUGAGCAAGGAUAAUUUGGCAUCCAAUGAUCAACAGUCAAUCUAUACAUCGGACGAUAUACCAAGCUCAACAUACUAUACACAGAAGCUGGCCAGCGAUAUUUUUAACGACAUCUUCUCUCAAGUUCCUGAUGAUGCGUGUGUUGAAAGGAUAUGUGGACAGCUGCCCGAGUUGCUAAAGGAGUUCGCAUAUAGAAUUGGGACGGAGACGAAAAAGGUAGACACCCUUGCAUCGACGCAAGCGAUGAAAUUUAUCCAUCGUAAACGAAAUAUUAUUACAAAUGCCUUUCGUGCAUACUAUCAUGAAAAUGACGAUGAGGAUGACAGCGUUGCACCAGAAGAUUCUCCAAAUAAAAUGACACUACAAGAAAAGUUCACUCUAUGGCAAUCUUUCUCAGCAACAAAUACGCCGGAACAGGACAACCCUAUACAAGCUGGUAUUGUUGAUGCUUCUAAUGAGGAACUGUCGAAUGUGGGCGAAGAGAACGACCCGGAUAUAGAUGAUGAACCUGACCAUGAUGCAAUGGAGACGUACAAGGACAUCAUACCACAUUCUAUGGCGUAUAAAUGGCUACUACAAUCGCUAAGGGAAGAGCUUCAAUCAUUGCGUCCUUGCGGUUCCCUGGAUAAAACUUGCGUUUCUGGGCAAUUGAGAGACAUUGUGUACUCUCAAUAUGGCAGCCGUGUUAUUAGUUCUGGCGUCGGCCCUCCCCGCUAUCAUGCAUUAUUCAAGUUAAAUUGGAACCCGUUUAGCUUUGUUAGAGAAUAUUCUGUUGCAGCCGAGGUAGCACUAGAAUCUGCCCUUACCAUUGUUGGCGCAGGAAAUGGAAUGGCAGAAGCUCUUCCGUGCUCGGAAUACUUGGAGAGAACCUGGUCGCUCUCCGGAAUGAAGAUCAUCGAACUCAUGAAAGAUCUUGUGAAAUGUCAGCACGGCACACAGAGUAAGGCACUUUUACUUGAUGGUACAGAGUUGACUGCUUGGUGUACGUCUGAGGAAGACCUUAUAUAUGUCGACAUGAAUCUAGCAACACCAAUCUCCAUGAUAGAGGUGGGAGAGAUUCUGUCCUGGCUUGUUACGGCGUUGCGAAGUGGUCCUGGUGACCUCCCUGUUACGGCAACACCAUCUCUCAUGUGUAAACGUAAAGGCAGUGAAACCCGACAACAAGGACUCAUCAUUGCUAUAUCAUCUAAUUUAGAGAAAACAAAAUCAUCUGAAUUUGGGAGUUGCUGGUAUCAACUCUUUGGCAAUACAUCUGUCGCUCAAGGAUUCCCUAUCCGGAGGCGUGAGCCGACCUCAAACGCAACACCAUUGAAUGAAGAUGCAAAUUUAUCUCGACACGAUGAGCAUCAAAAAGGGCUGGAAGUCCAUUUGAAAACGCUUGCCACGCUUCUAGAAACAAGGAGAAUUACCAUUUUUCGAGACAGAGUAUAUUUGAAAGGCUUCUGCACAGUUCUUGUGCCUAUGAAAUAUACCGACGGCUUCGUCUACUGGCACGUCAUCUCCAAUCCUAAUGGUCAGAGAAUUUCAUGUGCAGAUCCACGGAUUUACGAACUUGAGGAUAGCAUUGAAGGGUGGAAUAUUCGAAACUAUGCUACAAUAGGACAAAUUGAGUCUGCCCGACAUAUUGUGGGAUGGUGUUCGCGAGCUGCUGAAUACAUUGGUUCUCGGACGGCACUCUAUAAUAUUGCUUCAACAGCGUUGAACGGACCGCGUCCAGGGUUUGCUUUCGACCGUAUUACUAUUUCAGGAGGCAAAGUUAUUUCGUUAGGAAUGUCGGGGACUAUUGGAACAAGGGACCGACCGGUACAGCGAGCUGCCGACAGCGACUUUUACAGGCAGCUUGAAUGGAUACAACAAAGACAUGUGGUCUUAUACGACACUCAAGCUCAUAGAGCAUGGCUUGUUAAUGGUAUAAGCGCUCUACUCCAUCUCCUACGAACUUCAAUACUGCAUCGAAGAAAUAUCGGCCAUUCAAUUAUAUUUCAAGAUUGGGAGAUACAAGAAGCAACUGCUCCGCUUAUGGGUAGGGACGCCGCAUGGGCUAUGCUGACGAACGCGCAUAAUCUAUCUCUCAAGGUAUACCAGAAUCCAGAAAAAGUCACGGUGAAGCAUAUUAGAAAGGGCUCUGGGGCUGUUGAGACCAUUACGGAAACAAAGAUCACGUGGACGCAUCUCUCAGAUAAAAUAUCUGACCUUUACAACAUACUUUGGCAGAUUUUUGAUCAUCAAAUGAAUGACAUGUUGACAGAUGGUGUUGGCGGCCGAGUUCGAGGUUCACCUCGGCGACAGCUUGAGGGAUUCAACUUCACAGAUGUUGCGACUGAAACAGAUCCGAUCAAACCCAAGGCUACCGUCCUAAGUGAUAUGGGAAGUGGCUGGGUGGAUCUUACGCGCGCAUUGCAAGCCAUCACACUCUUUGGAGAAGGAUUCGGUGACCUUAUACUACCAGAAGCAACCUCUGUGCUGUGUGAAAAUUGGGCGCGGCUUCCAAAGGAUCAACAUCUUUUGGCGGUAAGUACCCGUGAAUUGGAAUACAUAAGGAAAGCUACAGGGAUGCGCGAAGAAGGACAAGAUCUUUGGGAGUUGACCAAAAAGCAGUAUUGGCAUAUCCCGGACAGAAUCUUUGAAGACUGUGAUUGCGAUUCAGUGUUAGGAAAUAUCGGUCCUCAUCCUACUAAACGUGGCAAGAAGAAGAGUAGUUCCCCCAACUACUGUGACCGUGUACAAGUUCUCCUUCCUGCGAGCUAUCCUAAGCGUUUGACGCGUGGACUCAGAAGCCCGCGUCUUCCUCUUCCCGAAAAUGGCGCAGUUAUAUUCGGUCAUAGCAUCACAUUUCCGCUUCAACUUGGUUCUGGAUCCGAGUCUGUUACACAUCAGGUGUCAGACCAAACAGCGCUAGAUCUAUCAGCUAACGCGGUCAAUUCUGACCCAAAUAUGGCGCCGGAUCCGUCAAAUGCAGAGAAUGGCGGAGCGGCCGAGGCUGUGUUAGUUCAACUUGGCGAUCAAAGCAAGCGCUUCGACUUGCGCAAACUAAAGAAGAUAUCGAAAAUGGUUCGGAAUAUGACGAUUGGCUCCAAGGAAGCUACCUAAAGACUGCUUGGGAUAGAAUCCUGUUUCCGCACAAAAUAGGACAAAUACAUCACUCUCUUAUUAUUAAGACGCCAGGUUGCUAAUUUUAAGAAAUAUAGAGGAUCCGAGAUAGCCCACUCGCCCGUGAACUGCGUUAUAACGAAA